Phyllostomus discolor (pale spear-nosed bat) is the source of this 4260-nucleotide messenger RNA. RefSeq names its product cholinergic receptor muscarinic 5 (gene CHRM5). The transcript has a single exon. The record is from RefSeq and is a predicted model, not a curated record. Lineage: Eukaryota; Metazoa; Chordata; Mammalia; Chiroptera; Phyllostomidae. Gene Ontology annotation, biological process: gastric acid secretion; G protein-coupled receptor signaling pathway, coupled to cyclic nucleotide second messenger; adenylate cyclase-inhibiting G protein-coupled acetylcholine receptor signaling pathway. Gene Ontology annotation, cellular component: plasma membrane; dendrite; synapse. Gene Ontology annotation, molecular function: G protein-coupled acetylcholine receptor activity; G protein-coupled serotonin receptor activity. Bases 137 to 1735 code for a protein of 532 amino acids.
AAAAAAAUUCACGCUGGUGCAUGAAGAUAAUGUAUUUCCUUCCUUUUCUUCCAGAUGCUGUCGCAGAAGAGGUGUUAGAUAGAAAAGAGAACAGUGUAGAACCUGACUUACUCCUAAUGCAAAUUCUUGCCCCAGAAUGGAAGGAGAAUCUCCCCACAAUGCAACUACUGUCAACAGCACCCCAGUGAAUCACCAGACUUUGGAACACCAUGGGCUGUGGGAAGUCAUCAGCAUCGCAGCUGUGACUGCUGUGGUCAGCCUGAUGACCAUCGUGGGCAAUGUCUUAGUCAUGAUCUCCUUCAAAGUCAAUAGUCAGCUGAAGACGGUCAACAACUAUUACCUGCUGAGCUUGGCCUGUGCAGAUCUCAUCAUUGGGAUCUUCUCCAUGAACCUCUAUACCACCUACAUCCUCAUGGGACGCUGGGCUCUCGGGAGUUUGGCCUGUGACCUUUGGCUUGCGCUGGACUACGUGGCCAGCAACGCUUCCGUCAUGAACCUUCUGGUGAUCAGUUUUGACCGUUACUUUUCUAUCACAAGACCCCUGACAUAUCGGGCCAAGCGAACCCCCAAGAGGGCUGGCAUCAUGAUUGGCUUGGCCUGGCUGAUCUCCUUCAUCCUCUGGGCCCCGGCGAUCCUCUGCUGGCAGUACUUGGUCGGGGAGAGGACGGUCCCACCUGAUGAGUGCCAGAUCCAGUUCCUCUCGGAGCCCACCAUCACGUUUGGCACUGCCAUUGCUGCCUUCUACAUUCCUGUUUCUGUCAUGACAAUUCUCUACUGCCGAAUCUACCGGGAAACUGAGAAGCGGACCAAGGACCUUGCUGACCUGCAGGGCUCAGACUCUGUCGCUGAAACCGAGAAGCGAAAGCCUGCUCACAAGACUCUGCUCAGGUCCUGCUUCAGCUGCCCUCGGCCCACACUGGCCCAGAGGGAAAGGAACCGAGCUUCCUGGUCAUCCUCCCGCAGGAGCCCCUCAACCACUGGGAAGCCAGCCCAAGCCCCCGGCCCAAGCCCAGAGUGGGACAAAGCGGAGCAGCUCACCACGUGUAGCAGCUGCCCCUCCUCAGAGGACGAGGAUAAGCCCACCACUGACCCUGUCUUCCAGGUGGUCUACAAGAGUCAGGCCAAGAAACGUGCAAGGGAAGAGUUCAGUACUGAAGAGACUGAGGAAACUUUCGUGAAAGAUCAAACGGAAAAAAAUGACUAUGACACCCCAAGAUAUUUCCUGUCUCCAGCAGCUGCUCAUAGACCCAAGAGCCAGAAAUGUGUGGCCUAUAAGUUCCGACUGGUGGUCAAAGCCGAUGGGACCCAGGAGACCAACAAUGGCUGUCGCAAGGUGAAAAUCAUGCCCUGCUCCUCCCCGGUGUCCAAGGACCCUUCAACAAAAGGCCUAGAUCCCAACCUCAGCCAUCAAAUGACCAAACGGAAGAGAAUGGUCCUUGUCAAAGAGAGGAAGGCAGCCCAGACCUUGAGUGCCAUUCUCCUGGCCUUCAUCAUCACAUGGACCCCUUACAACAUCAUGGUCCUGGUGUCCACCUUCUGUGACAAGUGUGUCCCAGUCACCCUGUGGCACUUGGGCUACUGGUUGUGCUACGUCAAUAGCACUGUCAACCCCAUUUGCUAUGCCCUCUGCAACAGAACCUUCAGGAAGACCUUUAAGAUGCUGCUUCUCUGCCGAUGGAAAAAGAAAAAAGUGGAAGAGAAGCUGUACUGGCAGGGGAACAGUAAGCUGCCCUGAAGAGUUAACAACUGCCCUCAAAAGAAUGACCACCAUCCACUUCCUCUGAGGAUGGCCAAGCUGAUUCUGGUUUAUUUUUAAAACAGACAUCUGUCAUUUUUUUUAAAAGAUUUUAUUUAUUUACUUUAAGAGAGAAGGGAAGGGGGAGAAACAGGGAGGAGAGAGACAUUGACUGGUUGCCUCUUACAUGCCCCCAACGGGGGACUUGGCCCACAGCCCGGCAUGUGCCCUGACUAGGAGUCAAACAGGUGACCUUUCGGUUCCCAGGCUGGCACUCAAUCCACUGAGCCACACCAGCUGGGGUAACAUCUGUCAUUUUGAGUUCUUGACGACUCUGUAAAGACUUGAGGUUUAUCACCAAAAGAAAGCAGUCACUCCUGCCACCGUAUUGAAUUAUUCAUGUCUGUGACUAAGGUCGCCUGAUGCCACUGCAGUUUGCCAUUGAAGUAACUAGACAGACUCAUAGCCCUUCACAGGAGGAGAGGCACACUGGAGCACAAUGAACAAUGACUGAGGGAACUUUCCUCUGACUUCCUGUGGGAACAGCAGGGACCAGUUGGAAACCUCUCCUUGUGGAAACCCGUCAUAUACUGUUGUGCAAUAUGUAUGCGUCCUCUGACGCUGUUUUGUGCCAGUGAGAACCAGGAGAAUGUAAGUCAGUGUUGCCUAUUAACAAGGGUGUUAUUCAACUGGCUUCUAGGACUUUCUUUAUAAAUGGGUCAGUAUUUAUUUACAAAGUAUUUAUUAUGCAGCUGUUAUGUGUUCUGUGCUGUGGUAUAUGUUUCCAUCCCUACACCUGAGUGAAGCUCUUGCUCGUCCCUUACACAACCGAUGCCAAUCGUGGUCCCCACUGAACCCGUGCUGGUCCCCACGCUUCCUUUCAGAAUUCUGGGUCUGAUCAUACCCAGUCCUAGAGAGGGCCCUCUAUUCUGCUAAUAAAGAUGAUCAAGUCUCCACAGUCAGUGUUUUAAGUUUUACCAGUGGGAAUUUUUCCCUUUUUUUUUCUAAACAAAAAUUGUGCAUUCUAUUUUGUGUCUAUUUAAACCCAUUUAUUCAUGCUCUAUUCUUAGGAAAGCUGGCGUAACACAACUGUUCACUGAGGAAAGAUAUUCUCCAGGCUAUUUCGUCAGGGUUCUCUUAAAUUGUUUUCAGAGGUCUUACUUCCUAAUCCCUUUGCAAAGCAAACCUGAAGCAAAAUGUGGAAAACAAGUUUGUUUUCACUCCCAAAUUUGUUCAGACUAGUUCACACUCAGGCACAAGCAGGUCACAAGCAUUUAUCACUCAUGAGCCUCCAGACAAAAGUGGAGGGACAGCAGGGAAAAGGUUUUAUUAUUUAUUUAAUAGAUCCUUGAAUCAUGGUCCAGAAAUGACUUAUUCAUUCCUCUCCAAAUUCAUGGUCAAUCAUGAAAAAUCCUACAAAGUGCAGUUGAGCUCCAGUGAAGCUGGUUAUGGUUAUUAAGAAUGAAAGCCUCACCUUUAAAAACGAACUAUGGGUCACAAUAAUGUAUGCAAAUAAAGCAGUUAUAUCAACAUAUACAUUAGAGUACUGGGAUUACUAAACACCAAAUUAUCUAAUUUAAUUGAAAUUUGUGUAAACAAUCUGAAUUUGAUAAUUCUGAAAAUAAACCUAUGUGCAAGAAAUUGAAACUACAAAAUAGUGCAUAUAAUCAAAGAUCCACAAGGAAAGCAGCAGCAUAGUUAGUACUCAAGGAAGAAUUUAAAGAUGAAAUACUCCUGCCAGAUAGAAGCUCCUUAUUUAACCUGUUGAUUAUAUCUGCAUUAUGUUUUAAAAUCUCGACUUCAUUUUACUUAAUAUAGCCCAGUUCUUUCUCAGCCUCAUUUGCUAAGGAGAUGUAAAAAUAGAUGGUUUAGUUGUCCUAGGAAUCUUCACAUUCUUGAGUAUAGGGGAGUUUCGCCCUACCACUGAAGAGCAAAUUAGCCACUUACACGAAGUCCCAAGAAUGCUCAGGGCAGUAGAAACCCAGGCCACUCCCCCAGCCCUAUAGAGACUCAAUGCUGAGAUGUAACAUCUUGGGAGCAAUGCAGCUGCUGAGCGUUUGUGAAGAACAGGUUGACACCUGCCAAGAAUUGGUAGAGAAUACUAGUUAAUUGGCUCAGUCCUCCAGGACAGAGGUUCCCAGGCCUAUGUGAUGCCAACAGGGUGUGACUCCAUGAGCAAGCCUACUCCACCAGCUUUAGAUAAAUAGCUGGGUUUUUUAGUUUAAGGGUUUGGUCCCUGAGAAAAAUGAAAAUCCCUCCAAGAGAAUAAUAGCACUUUAAACACUCACUGGGCACUCACUGUGCACAUAGAGCAGAGAAAUAAAUGAACUGAAACAAAAGAAUGCAGAACUUGAGGCGGGGUGGAGGGGGGCAGUGUCGGAAGCACAGUUUCCACACUCUUCACAGUUGCCUAGGACUUGGUCAUCAUAUGUGAAACUAAUGAGAGGUCUAUGCUUCCUCAUCAGCUUUUAGGGACAGCCAGUUUUGCAGAUUCCUAUGCUCUUUGACUUAACUAAAAAAAAAAA